AUUACAGUCACCGUGUCUUUGUUGGUACAGCACACAUUUCGAAAUGGCUCUCCGAGUAACCCGAAACCGCUUGGCUUCUACCAGGUCUGACCUCGGUGGAAAGGCUUGUACGGUGAACGGGCCCACACUGAAGCCCCGAGCGGCCCUGGGCGAAAUUGGAAACAUUGCAAUCAACAAAGAACCACUGAAAAAGAAUAUCAAGACAGAGGCGGUUAAAAAGCCCAAAGUCACCACCAAGGCUGAAAAGGUUGUGGUUGAAAAACCAAAACCAGAAAAUGUUGCUCCUGUUAAACCUGAGCCAGAGGAGCAGGUUCCCCCUGAACCAGCAUCACCCACUCCAAUGGAGACUUCAGGCUGUGAGCCUGCCGACUUAUGUCAAGCAUUUUCCGACGUCAUUCUUCACACCGCCAUCAGGGAUGUGGACGCAGAUGAUUAUGACAACCCUAUGCUCUGCAGUGAAUAUGUGAAGGACAUCUACAAGUACCUCCGACAGCUUGAGGUUGAGCAGGACAUCAAACCUGCUUAUCUGCAGGGUCAGGAAGUGACUGGUAACAUGCGGGCCAUUCUCAUUGACUGGCUAGUGCAAGUGAACCUGAAGUUUCGUCUGCUGCAGGAGACGAUGUACAUGACAGUGGGAAUAAUCGACCGCUUUCUUCAGGACCACCCAGUCCCCAAGAAGCAGCUGCAGCUCGUCGGUGUGACUGCCAUGUUCCUUGCAUCCAAAUAUGAGGAGAUGUAUCCACCAGAGAUCUCUGACUUUGCCUAUGUGACGGACAAGGCCUAUACCACUGCCCAGAUCAGAGACAUGGAGAUGACAAUCCUGCGGGUGCUCAAGUUCCAACUGGGCCGGCCUCUCCCCCUCCAGUUCCUCAGGAGGGCCUCAAAGAUUUAUGAGGUGACUGCAGAUCAGCACACCCUGGCAAAAUACCUCCUGGAGCUCACCAUGGUCGACUAUGAAAUGGUUCAUUUCCCACCUUCCAUGCUGGCGAGUGCUGCCCUGGCUCUUACCCUGAAGAUCUUGGAUGCUGGAGACUGGGAUGUGACACUGCAGCACUACAUGGACUACACAGCAGAGAGUUUGAUUCCUGUGAUGGCACACAUUGCCAAGAAUGUUGUGAAGGUGAAUGAAGGGCAGACCAAGCACAUGGCUAUCAAAGGCAAAUACUCCACUUCAAAGCAGAUGAGGAUUGCCACAAUCUCGCAGCUCAAAUCUUCAGUGGUGAAGGAUCUUGCAAAGCAGCUCACUCAGUGAGAUGACCAUGUUUGGCACAAUGUGCUGACUUGUACAGUUGAACUUUUUUACACAAUUGCACCGAUCCCAAGGAUGACUCGGUGGUUUGCAUUUUUACAGGUUGUGUAUUUCUAACUGGCCCUUUUCAAAGCAUGCUACAGGUAUUUCAUUAUUUAAUGGUAGGGCUGAAACUAUAUUGAUAUUCCACUACUUUAUAGAAUCUGUCAGUUUCUCAGACCAAAAAUUACCUCCCUUAAAUGUGUAGCACUCUUUUCACCAGGGAUAUUUGCAAUGUGAUAAUGCACUACUUACAGUUAGCUGAUUUGGCACAUUGAACACAAUAUUUUUCAACACUCAGAUGAUGCUACAGAUGGUAAUGUGAGUCUCAUGGGUUAACUGCUAUUUCAAAUGGAAACCUUGUAGCAUUGCUUUUAAAAUGGGUCAGCCAUGUUAAGGGUCCAGUGGAUAAUGGGACCAUUUUUAAAUUGGAUUUUCUUAAUGUGUGUGUGGCAGUGAAUGUGUGAAAUGUACAGCAAUACUUUUAAAAGUGAUUUUACUUUUGUGUUAAAGCCUUUAUUAAAUGUUUUUGACCAGAAA
Molecule: messenger RNA, 1828 nt
Organism: Scomber scombrus (Atlantic mackerel)
Lineage: Eukaryota; Metazoa; Chordata; Actinopteri; Scombriformes; Scombridae
Gene: ccnb1
Product: cyclin B1
Exons: 9
Coding region: 44-1252 (402 amino acids)
Biological process (GO): mitotic cell cycle phase transition; mitotic metaphase chromosome alignment; regulation of cyclin-dependent protein serine/threonine kinase activity
Cellular component (GO): nucleus; cytoplasm; mitochondrial matrix
Molecular function (GO): cyclin-dependent protein serine/threonine kinase regulator activity
Source: RefSeq, a predicted model, not a curated record